Hordeum vulgare subsp. vulgare (domesticated barley) is the source of this 1131-nucleotide messenger RNA. RefSeq names its product cytochrome b-c1 complex subunit Rieske, mitochondrial-like. The record is from RefSeq and is a predicted model, not a curated record. Gene Ontology annotation, molecular function: 2 iron, 2 sulfur cluster binding; quinol-cytochrome-c reductase activity. Gene Ontology annotation, biological process: mitochondrial electron transport, ubiquinol to cytochrome c. Gene Ontology annotation, cellular component: membrane. Lineage: Eukaryota; Viridiplantae; Streptophyta; Magnoliopsida; Poales; Poaceae. The transcript has 2 exons. Bases 132 to 944 code for a protein of 270 amino acids.
UCCUACAGUACGUCCUUUCGUUCGUUCUCGUCGUUUCGGUGAAUCGAUCUCGCCACCAAACCCGACCACCCGAUCCCCCGGACAGCCGGAGAGCGAACGAGCGAGGCGAAGCGGCGACGCCUACCGCAACUAUGCUCAGGGUCGCAGGUCGACGCAUAUCCUCCCACCUCGCAUGGCGCCCCGCCGCGGCCGCCUCCGCCGGCAGGACCCCCCUCGUCGGCGGCCUCCCAGGCGAGGACUUCCCCUGGGAUCAGAAUCCGCGCUUCGCCAUUGAAUCCCCCUUCUACGUUGCUGCCAGAGGCUUUUCGGCUGAAUCUCUUGUUCCGAGGAGCCAGGAUGUAGGGUUGGCUGAGCUCCCAGCAACUGCGGCUGCUCUGAAGAAUCCCUGUGCCAAAAUUGUCUACGACGAGUAUAACCACAAGAGGUACCCACCUGGUGACCCCAGCAAGCGUGCCUUUGCCUACUUUGUGUUGAGCGGUGGGAGAUUUGUGUAUGCCUCGUUGUUGCGUUUGCUCGUCCUAAAGUUUGUCCUGAGUAUGUCAGCAAGUAAGGAUGUGCUUGCGCUUGCUUCCCUUGAGGUUGACCUGUCAAGUAUUGAGCCCGGUACCACUGUGACUGUAAAGUGGCGGGGCAAGCCAGUUUUCAUCAGGCGCAGGACUGAAGACGAUGUGAAGCUGGCCAAUAGUGUUGAUGUUGCAUCUCUCCGUGAUCCACAGGAGGAUGCGGUGCGUGUCAAGAACCCUGAGUGGCUUGUUGUCAUUGGUGUCUGCACUCACCUGGGCUGCAUUCCCCUGCCCAACUCUGGGGACUUCGGUGGCUGGUUCUGCCCAUGUCAUGGCUCACACUACGACAUCUCAGGUAGAAUCAGGAAGGGACCAGCACCCUACAACCUGGAGGUCCCGACCUACAGUUUCUUGGAGGAUAACAAAAUGCUUAUCGGCUAAGAGCACUGACUGUAGGAUGAAUCCUAUGGUGCUGUGCUGUCAUUUGUGUCGGUUUGAUAAUUCACCUUUUUGUUGCUCGGAUAGUCCUUUGAUGGAUUGUUAUCAUAGUGCUGUACUCUUACUAGCACUGGAUUGUAAAGAAUAAUCUGUUGCUACUUUGGCAUUAUUAAUCAAUUUCCAGAAAAUA